Syzygium oleosum is the source of this 3448-nucleotide messenger RNA. RefSeq lists its product as uncharacterized. The transcript has 2 exons. NCBI's taxonomy places the organism in Eukaryota, Viridiplantae, Streptophyta, Magnoliopsida, Myrtales, Myrtaceae. The record is from RefSeq and is a predicted model, not a curated record. The coding region runs from base 266 to 1234 and encodes 322 amino acids.
CAACCACCCAUCCUUAUUCCACUGCUCAAAAUCAGCACCACCCCAAUUAAUAACUCCACACCUCCCUUUGAUCUUUUCAACCGCCCCUCACCCACACAAAGAUCAAUAUCACAGCCCGUGCAGCUCCAACCCUCUCUCUUUCCACCCCACAACAACCCAAAUUUCCCUUCUUUUUCUCUCACUGCGAAACUGAAAGAGAGAGAGAGAGAGAGAGAGAGAGCUGAGACUUGUAGGGCUAAAAAAGGAAGCACUUCUCUACACAGCUAUGGCUGCCUGUGGGAGCCUCCAACACAUCUUCGACAACACAUUACCCGAUAACCAGUCUAUUCUUGAAUCUCUUUCCUCAUGGAAGAACCACCACCACCACCACCAUCAUCCAAUCAUACCCUCGCACAGCAAGGAUGACAGCGGCAAACACCACCCCAUUGAUCAUCACCAAGCCUCCUCAUGCACUGAGAUAUUUGGCGAACUCCACUUCAAGGAACAAGAUCCCGAACCAUCGCUGCCAUCGACGAUGGAGUUGGGGAACAACAGCAACGGCGAGGAGAACGCAAAGAGCCCUUCUUCGAUGAGCUCUCGGCGCGGCAGCGGACACGGGCAACACAGGAGCAGCGAGAGCUUCUCAUCGAUGAACUCGGAGAGCCUGCAGCUGUGCACGGAGGGGCUAGGGUUCGAGAGCUUCGGUGACGUAGAGGACUACAAGCUGGCCGAAGCGUGGCAGGCCAAGGAAGAGAAAGAAAGGGCCAGUACCUGUAUGACCAGGAGGAACUUCUACUCAUCUCCAUCGUCGUUCAAGCAUGGUCCUCAGUAUUAUCCUCAUAAUCAUCAUCAUCACCUCCGCGAGUUUCGGAGAUCGAGAUCGAUAGGGAGCGGGUUCCCGCCCCCGAUAUCGAGCUUGAGCAUGAAUGGGAAGCCCUGGGUGUGCUUCAAGUCGUAUCGCAACGACGGGCGAUUCGUGUUGAAGGAGAUCAGGUUCCCGACGCAGGAGUUCCUUCACGCGUCGAGGGAAGGCGGGCGCCUGACGUUGCAGUUCGUCCAUCCGGGCGACGAGAUCGAACAAGACGAAGGGCUUCUUGAAGACGGCAAUGACGAAGAAGACGACGAAGACGGAGAGAGAGAAGAUGGCGGGCGCGGCGGCGAGAACGUCCGCGGCGACGUCGAAGAACACGAGAAGGAAGAGAAGCGCGAGGAAGCAUGCAGAGUGGACGUCGGUCUCGGCGGCGAUUCACGAUAAAAACCAGUUAAAAAGUUGCGUUCUUUAGCCUCCCUUUGCUCUUUUUCUUUCUUGGGUCACGUUGUUGUAGUUUCAAGUUCUUGAAGAUUUCCAUCUGGGGAAAAACGAAAACGGAAAGCGAGGGAAAAAAUGCUGAAACUCUGGCCUCCUGCUAAGCCACUGCCGAAGUAAUGAAUAACACCCCCUUCAUUUCUCCCUUGGGUUUCUGAUCUUCUCUGCGAGUUAUCUCUCUUCCUCUCUGUUUGAUCAAUCUUUUUACUCAUUUGAAAGUCUUGAUGGGUGAAACGUUAUGCAAGAAAAUCAUGGCUAGCGCCUCCAUUGAUGCAAGAAGAAGAAGCGAGAGAAGAGACCCGAUGAUUCUACCCAAUAAUUCACAGAGGAAUUCCAGAACACUCAGCUUUCGCUGCUGUUACGUCGAGGGGCCUGUUUUUGGACAUGCGUGCGAACAAUCGGCCAUAAUAAUUACAGGGAAUGAAUGAUGAGCGAACUCCCAUUCAGCAGUCGUAAUCAAAAAGACAGGGACACCGGGGGGGAAUCUCGCGGGGGAAGUUUCGCCUAAAUCCAAGAGGGAGAAUAACUCCGAAUCUGUGCGCCAAAAAUUCGCCUUGGAACCAAGAUCGCAGAAGCCAGUGGCCCCCUGCUCAUCAUUCGAUGAAGCAAGUGUUUUCUGAAUCAAGAUUUGGGGAAAUUCUCUGUUCUUCAAUCUUUUUGGGCGAGACCCAUGUGCCCGUUUUAACUUUGAUAUGGAAGAACUAGGACAGGAUGCAAUCCAGUGUCCAAGCUGGAUUUCCAUAGGAAAGCAAAGGCGAUUAAGGAAUUUCUACAGCAGAAGUGCUGCACCCCACCAUCAUGAAGUUUUUGCUCUUUUGCUCACGUCGUGCGAUCGAUUGACGGGAACCUUUUGCGGGCCACCAAUUUGUCUGUGCCCCUCUCUCUCUCUCUCUCUCUCUCUCUCUCUUGAUAGUUUCCAAGUUAAGCAAUUUUGACAUUGACCCACGUGACUAGUCAGCACUUCGAAUUUACUAAAUCUUACCGAUCCAAAUUAGAGCGGCUUCUCAGGAUUAAGUUAUAGAUUUGGGUUGCCAACUUUUAUUUGAGUUAACGAAAAUGACAUUAGAAGUGUCGUAAUUUUCGUACUCAUUUCAGUACUAGGACUUUUCGAGCCAUCACUAGAAUGUUAGAGUGUCACAUUUACAACAAAAAAAAAACUAUAAUUUAAGUGUCUCCGGUAACAAAUUCGAGCUAUUUGUCCUACGUGACUAUUUUAUUAGUUUUUUUUAUCUCCGAUGUGGCAAUUUUAAAAAUAUUUGCAGUUUAAGUGGAGAAAAUCCCUCGGUCAAAUCCCCGUUGAAAACUGCCAUACCCCUUCCUCUUCUUCUUUAGGUUUGCCUUCGUCUUCUUCAUCUUCGUUCAUGUUCAUCUUCAUCUUUUUAGCCAACAAUUUUUACAUUUUUCUUCUUUUUAUUCUGUAAUCAUUUUCUUAACCACCGUGUAGUCGUGAAGCCACCCAAUAGCUGUUGUUUACCACAUUUCUUUUUGUUUGAAUUACCAACUUUUCUUCUCUUUUUACCGACCGUUAUUUACCUUCUCUAAUUACGUCUUAAGUUUAUCAACCUUGAUAUGAAUUCAAUAAAUUCAUUUUUAAACGAUCUAUAUAAAUUUUCCUAAAUUAAGUUAUUAAUUAAUUAUAGUUACCAACUUGUUUUUUUUUUUUUUUCUACAAAGCAAGUUUUCCUUUGUCGGCGUCACAACUUGAGCGACAACUUGAGUCCGCACUCACGUUCGAAGCUGGACACGUCGUCGCCACGUGUCGACGCAGCAGCAUCGCCAUUCGCCAGAUGAUGACCCACCCCCCCUUCUUCCUUCGGUCAUGCGUCAUGCUCAACCCUUUCUUUGCUCGCUUUCGCAUGUUCUUAGUCCCUUUCGGCGAUUCGAUCGAGCGCCAAGCCAUGUCGAACGCAGAGGACAUCGACUCGACCUACGAGCGCCUCGACGAGGCGUUUCCGGCGCCGGAAGCCGACGGAGUGGCGGGGCCGGUCUCCAAGCCCCCGGAGUACGUCACGUCCAAGCAGCUCAAGGAAGGAGCGGACGAAGCGUGGAAUAAAGCGGGGAACGAGGAGAGCAAAGGGAGGAAGGGUAGAGAUUCGGCGCCGGAGAGCUUGAGCUCGAUGAUCGUGUUCUCCGCGGCAGUCGUGGCGGUGGUCGGAGCGGUAA